Vitrella brassicaformis is the source of this 2255-nucleotide messenger RNA. The record is from the annotation of a GenBank genome assembly. NCBI's taxonomy places the organism in Eukaryota, Vitrellaceae.
UCAUCAACUUUUCCACGCACAUCGCAGAAAUGCCCUUACUCAGUCAUCCCCGCUGUCGUUGUCUUCUUCCUCCCCCUCCUCGUCGCCUAUCUCAUCGUCACCGUCAUCCUCGUCUCCCUCAUCCACAUCACCGUUCUCGUCCUCGUCAGAAUCGCUCGCUUCCAGCGUGCCCUUGUCCUGUGCCGCCCUUGUGUUGGUCUUGGUUUCUUCAUUCUCAGACUUGACAGCACGCAAGGGAGGCACGUAGGGGUCAGAGGAGAACAACGCCGCCGUCAGCUUCUGCUUUAGGUACACCUGACAGACAAGACGGACAGACGGACGGACGGAUGGACGGAGACAGUGGGUGGGGCGUGUCUUUCUUUUGUGUAUGGUUGUAGUACCUUGGUCAUGAGUUUUCGUGACUGGUUGUGGAAGAUGUAUGCGUGCCGGCCCAGACCGACAGCAAGCACAUACUCACCGCUCUCGUGGCAGCACAUCGCUGGAAGGAAGAAGCAACACACACACACAUACACACAUCAAGAUGAACAGCCAGCCAAACACAUCCCCCUCAGUCUCGCUUACGACCUCACCCUUGAUGCCUCCCAUGACGCCCGCAUAGCCCCCAACCAUGUCGGCGCUGUAUGCCACACUGGCCGCCGGAGCCUCCCCCUGCUGCUUCUUCCGCUUGCCUGCCUUGAUCUCCCUCCUGGCUGUGACCCGAUACUUCAGCAGUGCACCCACCGUAUUGCCCACAAGGAUGACGGCACUCGUGGCAGAGUUGUCGGCUGGUGCGGGCGUUUCCUCACGAGCGGCGUCUUGUUCUUCCGCUUUUCGGCACGACGGCGGGACGGCAGAGGCGUAGAGGGUUGUGUUGGCCCGCAUCGCGUCAGCGGCUGGAUCCUCCUGUGGCUGUUUGUUGCUGCCAUCCUGUGGUAGGUCCUCAUCGUCAUCGAUGACAUACUCCGUUAUCUCGUCAUCUGCCACACCACCCGCGGCACCCGUCUUGCGCCUCUUGGCCGGCCGCGCCACCUCUGUCUCCUCCUUGACCACACGAUGACUGACAUCACUCCAGCCCGCUGAGAUGGACCGAAACACCGGCUGGACGGCCACACACACGACCGGCUGCUCGCUCACGCCCACAUCAACCAGGGGCCGCCGCUGCUGAGAGAUGUCGUAGAUGCGCAGCCGGCCAGAGAGGGAGGCGGUGGCGAUGACGUGGGACGUCGGUCUGCCCAGCGACAGGUGGCUGAGAAAGGCCACGGCAGUCACAUUGACGGGCACCCGCAGGUCUAGCUCGUCGUUCUUGACGUUCUUGGCGGCCCAUUCCAUCUCACACGUCCGCAGAUCGGCCACCUUGACGUCAUUGUCUGCACCGCCGAAAGCAACACGAGAGGGGCAGAGGGGAUCUGACACCACGGCUGCGAUGGGCCCCGGAAGCCGACAGGACAUGAUCACAAAGGGAGGCGGCCGGCCGUCUUGCUCGCCGCCAGAAGCCUCAGCCUCCUCCUGCUGCUCUCCCUCAUCAUCCGGCUCCUCCUGCUUGACCGUCACGCCCUCGCCAUCAUCACUGUCAUGGCCGCUGUGCAGAGCUGCAUGCCACUCGCAGGGGAUUGACGCCGUCCUGGCCUUGAUGGUCUUCUUGGUCUCCAUGGCGGCCUUGCUGGCCACGCCAGGGAAGACCCACGUGUGAGAGCUGUCGAAUGUGCCCCUCCAGCGGAUGAUGGCACACUCGCCCGCCGUCGUGCACACCAGCAGGUGACGGGGAGAGGCUGAACGGACAGAAGGUGCAGACAGAGAUAGGGCAUCCCUCCAUCAUGCUGGGUGACCGAAAUGAAUGGUUGCUCACCAUAGCGACUUCUUAUCUGGUCGAUGCUUCGCUUUGCGGGAGGGGCGUCGAGCCAGCCGACGUGGAGGACAGCCGAUGGGAACAGACAUCGCCGCGUGCGGACCCCCUCAGCGGUGAAGCUCUCCACUCUGCCGUCCUGCCGCCCAAUCGUCACCUCAGACUCAUCCCACCCGCUGAUGCCAGCAGGACACACAGAGAGAAUCAAUCAACUGGUGGCCAUGAGGCAUUCUUCAGCACGUGUUGGUGCUGCGGCAUGCACGCACUGCACACUCACCUGCGUCCUCCCGUCCAGGCGACGCAUCGAACAGCGAGGGAGCGGUCCUGCUUUCCGCCGCCCUGUUGAGCAGACACCGUCGGCUUCUCUCCAUCGACGCAGACGCACUUCCACAGCCCACACUGAUCACCACUCACGAAACGCAUGUUGGCGAGA